AUGACCUACCCAGACAUGCUGGGCGCCUCUCCCCUGGGAUUGGUCUGUGUGCUUGGGCCCGUGUUGGCAGUGACCUAUCUUGGCGGCCUGGUGAUCUGGCGGCUCUAUCUGUGUCCCCAGGCGCACAUCCCCGGGCCGACGUUGGCAAAGCUCACAUACUGGUACGAAUUCUACUACGACGUCGUCCUCGGCGGUCAAUAUAUCUGGAAGAUCCGGGCGCUUCACGAGCAAUAUGGGCCGAUUCUGCGCAUCAACCCGGAGGAGGUCCACAUCAACGACGCCGACUACUACGACCAGGUAUAUGCCGGCGCCACACACAAACGGAACAAAUGGACCUUUUUCACGAAUUCGAGUGGGCUGCCGCAGUCGGCGUUCGGCACCCCAGACCACAAUCUGCACCGCAUGCGCAGGGCGGCGCUGAAUCCCUACUUCUCCAAGGCCAAAGUGCGGGUGUUGCAGCCGCGCAUUCAGUCCAGUCUGGACAAUCUGAUGGCUCGGUUUCGCGAAUUCCAGGAAUCCGGAGAACCUAUGACGGUGUCGCUGGCGUAUGCUGCCCUUGCAAACGAUAUCGUCAUGGAAUACGCAUUUGCGCGCAGUGACAAUCGGCUGCUGGCCCACGACUUCGACCCAAGCUUCAAAGAGGCCGGCGAGGCGGGGGCCAAGAUUGGCCAUUUCGUCAAGCAAAUGCCGUGGGUGUUGACUCUGAUGAAAGUACUGCCGGACUCGGCGCAGCUCGCCCUGAACCCUGUCAUGGCAAGCUACAUCAAACUCAACAAGGACGUUAUCCGGCAUGUUUCCGAGAUCUACGCCCACCGCGGCGACCCCGACAGCAAAUACAACUCGCAGACGACCAUCUUCCACGCCAUCAUGCAGGGCGACCUGCCGGAGAAGGAGAAGUCCCCCGACCGCCUCUGGCAAGACGGCCAGGUCGUCGUCAUCGCCGGCACCCUGACCACGGCGGCAGCACUGUCGGAGAUCACGUACCAGCUGCUCCAACAGCCGAGCGAGCUGCGCAGACUCAAGAAAGAGCUCGCAGACGCCAUACCAGACCCGACGGCGCCCCUCGACACAGUCAAGCUCGAGCAGCUGCCCUACCUCUCGGCCGUCAUCAAGGAAGGUCUCCGUCUGAGCAGCGGCAUCAGCACGCGCUUGCAGCGCAUCGCCACGGACGAAACCCUCAUCUACACGGCCACGACGCGGGGCAACGACAGCAAGGAACCCAACACCGUCGAGAAGCAGUACGUGCUCCGGCCAGGCAUCCCCUUAUCCAUGACGGGCCUGCUGAUCCACCACUCCCCCACGUACUUUGACGACCCGAUGACGUUCCGCCCCCAGCGAUGGAUCGAUGACCCGAGCCUCGAGAGUUAUCUCGUCCCGUUCUCGCGCGGCACCCGCGCCUGCGUGGGUCUCAACCUGGCGUACGCCGAGCUGUACGCCACGGUGGGAACCGUGUUCAGUCAGUACGGGAGCCGGGAGGUCCGCCUCCCGCGGGACAGAGGGUUUCUGGAGCUCUACAACACGAGCUACAAGGAUAUCGAAAUCAUAGGCGACGGGGUCACGCCGCUAUAUCGGCCGGACAGCAAGGGAGUCAGGAUCACGGUCCAUGCAGCAUGA
Molecule: messenger RNA, 1614 nt
Organism: Cladophialophora carrionii CBS 160.54
Lineage: Eukaryota; Fungi; Ascomycota; Eurotiomycetes; Chaetothyriales; Herpotrichiellaceae
Exons: 4
Coding region: 1-1614 (537 amino acids)
Molecular function (GO): heme binding; monooxygenase activity; oxidoreductase activity, acting on paired donors, with incorporation or reduction of molecular oxygen
Source: RefSeq, a predicted model, not a curated record